GAGAGCAUUAAGAGGUUCACCACCAUAUUUUGAAAAGGCUAAGAAAGAUUUGUUUGCAAUGAUUAGACAAUUAGGACCAUCUUCUAUAUUCUGUAGUUUUUCUUCAGCAGAAACACAAUGGAUACAUUUCCUUCGAAUACUUGGCCAGGUAGUUGAUCACAAAGACUACACUACCAGUGAGCUUGAAAAUAUGACCUGGGAUGAGAAAUGCAGGCUUAUUCAAAGUGACCCAGUGACAUGUGCUAGACAUUUUGAUUAUCAAAUUAGUCAAUUUCUCACGAACUUUCUUUUUGGUAAAGCUCAACCAUUAGGCAAAAUUUCUGACUGGUUUUACCGAGUAGAAUACCAGCAGCGGGGCUCACCCCACAUACACAUGCUUAUAUGGCUUGAAGAUGCACCAGUAUUUGGAGUCGACGACGAUGCUGCCGUUACAGACUUUAUUGAUAAAAUAAUUAGUUGUCAGUGGCCAGUUGAUAAUACAGAAUUACAUAAACUAGUGAACAGGCAAAUUCACAGGCAUUGUCACACUUGUAGAAAAAAGUCAAAGAAUGAAUGUCGAUUUAACUAUCCACAACCUCCUAUGAGAGCAACUGAAAUUCUUUACCCUUUAGAAGCAGACAUGCCACAAAAUAAAAUAAAACAGCACAAAGACACUUGGAAAAUAAUCAACAAGCAAUUAAAUGAUAUGAAAGAAGGCGAACCUAUAACAUUUGAACAACUACUUGUCAAAUUAAAAGUUACUGAAAAUGAAUAUCGACUAGCUGUGAGGUCAUCGUUAAAUUCACCAACUGUGUUUUUAAAAAGAAAACCGAAUGAGUUAAGAAUAAACAACUAUAAUCCUGCUUCCCUCGAGGCGUGGAGAGCAAACAUGGAUAUCCAGUUUGUACUUGAUGUGUAUGCAUGUGCCAUGUACAUAGUUUCGUAUAUUUCUAAAGCACAAAAAGGAAUGAGUGAACUUUUACGACAAGCAUGUGCUGAAGCCAGAAAAGGAAAUUCUAGCAUAAAGCAACAAGUCCGAGACAUUGGAAACAAAUUUUUAAACAGUGUCGAGAUAAGUGCACAAGAAGCUGUUUACAUUGUUUUACAGCUUCCUAUGAAGAAGUCUUCUCGUCAAGUAAUAUUCAUAAAUACCACUCCUCCUAAUGAAAGAGUUCAGCUUUUAAAAUCAAUAAAUGACAUUGAAGAAAUGGAUGAUGAUUGUGAAGAUGUAUAUACCAAUGGUCUUUUGCAAAGAUAUGCAAAACGCCCUUUAAGUCUUGAAUACUUAACAUUGGCAGAUUGGACUGCAUGGUAUGACUCAUGUGGAAAACCAUAUGCAAAAAAAUCAUUCGAAAGAGAUUCUGAUAACCUUCCAUUAGAAACAGCUGAUGAUGAACAAAAUGACGAUGACCUUUUUGAGGAUAAUCUCAUCAAUCCCAAAAGUAACAAAAAAAGAUCAAAGGCUAGAAUUAUAAGAAGUGUUUGGUAUAACUGUGAAAAAGAUCCAGAAAAACAUUAUCGUGAAUUAAUAAUGCUGUUUACGUCAUGGAGAAAUGAGGACACUGAUUUGUUAGCUAACUGUUCCUCCUACCAAGAACGUUUCAUAAAUGUAAAAGAUAGUAUAAAUAAGCAAAUGAAACUAUAUGCUGUUUGCAGUGAAGACUUAGACAAAAUCCAUGAACACUUGAUUCAUCUUGAUGAAGACAAUGAUCAUUUUGACUCAAUAGCACCAUUUACACAAAACAGAGAAUACCAGGAUGAGGCUGAGGGUCUUCAAGAUUUGCAUCCUGAUCUCAAUGAAAACUAUGAUUUAUCAGAAGAUGUUGGAAUUCCUUCAGCAAUAGAAACUAGUGAACCACUGAUACUAAAUGAAUUACAAGACCAAGAGUACAGACAAUUGGUGCAAACACUAAAUCAAAAGCAAAAGGAAUUUUUUUAUCAUAUCUUGCAUAUUGUUAAAACAUCAGACAAACCAUUCUACUAUUUCCUCUCUGGAGGAGCUGGAGUGGGCAAGUCCCAUCUGGUCAAAUGUCUAUAUCAAGCAGCACUAAAAUAUUACAACUCCAGAGCUGGUGAAGACUUCAAUGAUGUUAAAAUACUGUUAUUAGCACCAACUGGAAAAGCUGCUUUUGGCAUACAAGGUAAUACAAUACACAGUACCUUGGCAAUUCCAGCAAGCCAGUCACUAAAGAUUUAUAAACCUCUUGACUCAAGUAGACUUAACACUCUGAGAUGUAAACUUCAUGCAGUGAAACUAAUAUUUUUGGAUGAAAUUUCAAUGGUUGGCAAUACUAUGUUUAAUGUACAAAUAAAUAACAGAUUAAAAGAUAUUAUGGGCAGCAAAGAACCAUUUGGAGGUGUAAGCAUGAUAGCACUUGGUGAUUUAUUUCAGUUAGAACCUGUUAUGGAUGGUUAUGUGUUUAAAGAUAUGAACAACUCAGAAUAUCGAGCUCUUGCUUCCAACUUGUGGCAAGAACUAUAUACAAUGUUUGAAUUAGAAGAAAUUAUGAGACAAAGAGAAAGCAAAGAAUUUGCUCAACUUCUUAACAGGUUACGAGAAGGUAAUCACACUCCAGAAGACAUUGCAAAACUUAAAGAGAGAUGCAUUUCAGAAAAUUGUACAAAUUACCCUAUCAAUGUCCCCCAUUUGUUCAUACAGAAUUCUAAAGUUGAUGAGUUUAAUAGGAGAGUUCACAUGGCUGCAACUGGUGAAAAGUAUACAAUUAAAGCCUUAGAUAGUGUUGUGGGUGCUAACUCUGCAGAACUAAGGGAUAAGAUCUUAAAGCAAGUACCACUUGAUCCUAGAAAAACUAAGCAAUUACCUUUAAACCUUCAACUUGCUGAAGGUGAAAGAACAGAAAUCGCAGUGAAUCUAAGGACUGAUGAUGGCAUGACAAAUGGUGCUGCUAAUAUUGUAAGGAAGAUACAAUUACAUGACAAAAACAGACCUUCUGGAAUAAUAUGGGUAGAAUUUGACCAAGCACAUGUAGGAGGAAAAACUAGACAUGAUUAUAGGCACUUAUUUGUAGAAGGUAUUGAACGCUAAUGGACUCCUAUCAAACCUAUCACUGCACAAUUUGCAGUUGGAAGAAACAGAACAGCUCAGGUUGUGAGAAAGCAAUUUCCAUUGAGACCUGCAGCUGCUAAAACCAUUCACAGAUCACAAGGUGACACUGAGACAAGAAUAGUAGUUAACUUUAACACCAGGAGAGCAAUACCUCACAUUCAUUAUGUAGGAUUAAGUAGAGUAACAACUAUAGAAGGGCUUUACAUAACUGACCUUUGUGAGAACAAAAUAGCUGUAAAUCAUGAUGUUAAAGCAGAAAUGCAACGCAUACGGACAGAAAAGCAUCUCCACUUUUCUUUAACUCCUAUUUAUGAAAUACAUGAACCUACUGUUAAGUUAUGCUUCCUUAAUUCAAGAUCAUUGCAUAAACAUAUAGAAGACAUACGCAAAGAUUUGAACUAUUCACAUACUGAUGUCAGUAUAUUCUCAGAAACAAGGUUAUAUACUUUAGACAGCAAUACUGCAUACACAAUUAGUGGCUACAGUUUAUUUAGAAAUGACAGUCAAUGCACAACAUGUAAUACCAGACCUUAUGGUGGAACAGCUGUGUAUAGUAAAAUAAGUUUUAUUCCUGGGUAUCCAGUUUGCAUGAACACAAAUGGCGUAGAAAUAACUAUUGUAAAACUUGAAAAAAUACCACAAAUUACCAUAAUAGGUGUGUAUCGGUCACCCAGAGUGCCUGUACGACAGAUGUGUUUAGCAUUAACUGAACUUCUGACUAUGAACUGUUCCCAAUUUAAACUAUUUAUGGGUGAUUUUAAUGUGAACUGGUUAAAUGAAAAAGAGAAACUUCCUCUUUAUAAUUUCUUCAUUAGAGAAAACAGCUACAGGCAAUUAAUAUCAUGUUAUACAACUGACAACAGAACCACCAUAGACCACAUUUAUACUAAUUUACCUGAAUCACAGGUGAAUUUGCACAUUUUAGAAACAUAUUUUUCAGAUCAUAAAGCAAUCUGUGCAUUAAUUCGAACAUAAUUGCUGCUGUAGACAGCCGUCAAUAUUCUUGAAGCCAUCGAUAAAUUAACCGUAAAAGUGUCAAAGAAACUAGAAAUAUCGAAAAUAAAACUCUUUUGUGUGGUGUAACUGAGCUUAAAAGAGGAUUCUGUUGCUUAAAUGUUUCAAAAGGAAGCUUUAAUACCACAUCUGUAAAUGAGCUCCAAGCGUCGUAACUUGGCCGGGUAGGAUUAGUUAUUUGCUUUGUAUUUUAUAAACAAAUAAAAGCAUGAGUUGACAUCUGUAAAUGAGCUGCAAUCGUCAUAACUCCAGUAGGAUUAGAUAUUCGCCUUGUAUUUUAUAAACAAAUAAUAGCACUUUUUGUACGUAGUAUUAAAACAUGCAACUAACAGCAGCACUCAUUUCUCAUUGAGAACUGCUACAUGUAGUUUAAAUUUUCUUGUGUUGUUUGAGGUUGCUGUCUAAUUUUGGAUAGUAACCCUGAACGCUCUCUUUUCCCCGCCAUUUGAUUAAAACUUACAAAGGCAAGUAUUACUUUGCUUUAAACAUUACAUUACAACUUUACAUGUACAACGCAAAAAUACAAUUUCUUUAAUUAAAAUAUAUUAAAAUUUAUUAUCUUGCUACAAAGUAUUCAUUUUAAAUCUCUUUCUCUCAACAGCUUUAAC
Stylophora pistillata is the source of this 4668-nucleotide messenger RNA. RefSeq lists its product as uncharacterized. Gene Ontology annotation, molecular function: DNA helicase activity. The record is from RefSeq and is a predicted model, not a curated record. Gene Ontology annotation, biological process: telomere maintenance; DNA repair. NCBI's taxonomy places the organism in Eukaryota, Metazoa, Cnidaria, Anthozoa, Scleractinia, Pocilloporidae.